Hydractinia symbiolongicarpus is the source of this 2433-nucleotide messenger RNA. RefSeq names its product mdm2-binding protein-like. Bases 172 to 2277 code for a protein of 701 amino acids. The transcript is spliced from 24 exons. Gene Ontology annotation, biological process: regulation of protein ubiquitination; protein localization to kinetochore; traversing start control point of mitotic cell cycle. Gene Ontology annotation, cellular component: kinetochore. Lineage: Eukaryota; Metazoa; Cnidaria; Hydrozoa; Anthoathecata; Hydractiniidae. The record is from RefSeq and is a predicted model, not a curated record.
GGUUUAGAGCUGUGGUAUUUAUUUUGUAAACAAUUCAUCUUCUGGCGGGAACACGAGGAAAGUUACAUGUUUUUGAUUCUAAAGUCUUCACUUUAAUUUUAACUCAAGCUCAUCCCUGUUUGCAAAAAAACAAUAGAUGUUUAAUGAACUCUAACAUGUUAAUAUUGAGUAAUGGACUCAUGGAGCAUAUUCAUGACAUUUGACAAUGGCGGAUUAUCAGAACUGUUAGAACAUUUUGAGAAUGCAAAGAACAACAAUGAACUUUUUCAAGACGAAAAUAGAUUACACUAUGCUUCCGUUUUAUUGCCUGCUAGUUGGAUGGAGGCAACGUUUUGUGACAAAAUAGAUUUUUUGCAACUUUUAAAUGGUUUUUAUGGAUGGACUAAGAAAAAGGAUAUUAUUGACAAUAAUUUUAUUAGUUCACUUCAAGAUGUAAAAACCUAUUCAUUUGAAAGUAAACCAUUGUCGGAUGAAGAAGUAGACGUUUUGACUGAUGCCAUCCAUCAGCUUGCAGAUGAGACUCCUUCUCCAGGAAGUUUUAUAUUCCAAGUGUAUAUUUUUAUUGGGAAUGAAUUCAUGGAGAGCCCACAUUUUAACUUGAUGGGAGCAUUAAAAAGACUUGAAGUUUGGCAUCAAUGUUCUUUAAGUUUUGUUUCAAAAUUACCAGAAGCUGAUGUAACAAAAUUGUGUACUGGUUGGUACCAAUUCAUUAAUUUCAAUGCGUUAAAUUCAUCGGAGUUGCUAGCACACUGUAAUUCCCAACCUCUUUGGUAUGGUGCAUUAAAUGCAAUAUUAGAGAAGCGAUCAGGCGAGAUACAUAUUAACAACUAUUAUCUAUAUCUCCCGCAUGGUACUAAUCUCAGUGAAGUUUCUGAUGAACUACCUUUUCUGGAAGCGAUACGAAAAAGUACUGAAAAUUCUCGGUUUAUGUUUGAUAAUCAAAUACAAAUAGUUUCUAUGGUUACAUCUGAAGAUUUACCGCUUCAUCUGAUCUCACCUGCUUGUUUUCAAUUAAAGUAUUUGAAUUCGAAGAAUGAAGACAUCUUCAAAUUAGCUGCAAAAAGAAAGGACUUGUGGUUUUUAGGAUUCCUAAAGUACGGAAUUAUUUCAAGGAGACAAGAAAAUUUAUUCAGUGCUGAUUGGAACAGUUUUCUGAGUGAAAAAUUUACCCAAUACAUAUCUGCUCCAGCUUCGAGAAUAUAUCUAAAAAAGCACUGUUCUGUCUUGAUGCGAUGUAAUGGUAAAGAUGGCGGUCUAGAUGUUUACUUCUUCAGAAGUAAUGAAGUUAUUAAUGCUACUGGCUUGCUUGAGUUACUUGAAACAUUUGACAAAAAUCAAAUAUUUGACGAGGAAUUGAUAAGAAAUGCUGCAGAGCACAUCUCCCCAUCUCUUUGGUGUGAGAAAACAUCUUGGUUGUUAGAAGAAAAUUGCUUAAAUGUUGGGAAAUCAAUAUCAAGAUGUAAGUCGGACGAUUUCUAUAUGAAUGGUGUAAUGAAGCCCGCACCGGAGACUAACAAAGAAGGUUUACAAAAAGAUUCAUUUGUUGAUAUGUUGAGUUUAUUUGACAGCACUGGGAAACCAACUGGUACCAAUUUUCAACCAAUACCUAUGAUUCCUGAUCGACUUUUAAGAAAUAUGAAGAAAGAAGGAGACGUGAAAAAUUUGAAUUAUUUUGAAGCAGAAAAGAUGAUUGGUCAUGGAAUUGAAUAUUGCGUCGAUUCUCUGUGCGCGGUACGACUCGACAAUAGACUUCUAAAAAUACAAAAACGAUUUGUACCCGAAGAUACAAUCAAUUUAAAUUCAUAUAAUCCAAAGCCGUUGGACGAGCCAGCGACCAUAAAAAAGAAAUCGUGUAAUCCAAAGCCUGAUGAUGAACCGGUAGCCAUAAAAAGGAAAACAUGUAACCUAAAGUCAACAGAUGAAUCGGUGACCGGUAAAAAAAGAAAACAAGCGGUUUCGUCAUCGAAAAAAGUAAAACUUACAACCCAAGAAAAAUCUGCGAAGGGUGUGGAUUCUACUACUGAUGGAGAAAGCCGCUCACAAAGACAUAUGCGUCGCCUACGAACGUUGAUUGCCGGCACAGUUCAGAAAUAUGGUUCUAUAUCCAUGGAUCAUCCUUGUUUUCAAACAUGUUGCGAUCAACUCUUCAGUGUUUGUGUUCCACUUCUUAAGUCUCUCACCUCAUCAAAAGGGCUAAACGAACAGAUGAAGCAAAUUGCGAAAGAUAACGUGGCAGAGGUUGUGAAAAGCGUGAUUUCCGAGAGUGACGAGACAUAGAGGAUACAAUUUUGGCAAUUUUUUUGUGAAUUUUGUGUAUAUUUGUUUUAUAUGCUGAUGUAAUUACUUAUUUACAAAUGUGAUUAUUUUAUGUUAGUAAAAAAAAUAAGGUGUACUUAUAUCCCAUAUAGUUCAUAAAAAAACUUUGACAUGGUA